This is a messenger RNA of Arabis nemorensis, 1593 nucleotides long. The record is from the annotation of a GenBank genome assembly. NCBI's taxonomy places the organism in Eukaryota, Viridiplantae, Streptophyta, Magnoliopsida, Brassicales, Brassicaceae.
AUGCUCGUACUGUUCGAAACUCCAGCUGGAUUCGCCCUCUUUAAAGUAUUAGAUGAAGGAAAGCUCUCUAAUGUUGAGGAUUUGGGUAAAGAGUUCUCGUCUGCAGAGAAGGCCCGAAAGAUGGUCAAGCUAAAAGCUUUUGACAAGUUUGACAACACAUCUGAAGCUCUUGAAGCUGUCGCUAAAUUGCUUGAGGGAACUCCUGGCAAGGGUCUGCGCAAAUUUCUGAAAUCUAACUGCAAAGGCGAAGCCUUAGCUGUGGCUGAUUCUAAGCUUGGAAAUAUCAUCAAGGAGAAGUUGAAAAUAGACUGUGUUCACAACAAUGCUGUUAUGGAGCUGUUACGAGGUGUGAGAAGCCAGCUUACUGAACUUAUAUCUGGAUUGGGGGAUCAAGACUUGGCUCCAAUGAGCCUGGGGUUGUCUCACAGCCUUGCUAGAUACAAACUGAAGUUCAGUGCUGACAAGGUGGAUACCAUGGUAAUCCAGGCUAUUGGUCUGCUUGAUGAUCUGGACAAAGAGCUCAACACAUAUGCCAUGAGGGUUCGUGAGUGGUAUGGUUGGCAUUUUCCUGAGCUAGCGAAGAUCAUACAGGACAAUAUCCUCUAUGCCAAGUCUGUAAAAUUAAUGGGAAAUCGUAUUAAUGCCGCAAAGCUAGACUUCUCUGAGAUAUUGGCUGAUGAAAUUGAGGUUGAACUAAAAGAGGCUGCUGUGAUAUCUAUGGGAACUGAAGUCAGUGACCUUGAUUUAUUGCAUAUCCGGGAACUCUGCGACCAGGUUCUUUCUCUUUCUGAGUACAGAGCUCAGCUUUAUGACUACUUGAAGAGCAGGAUGAACACAAUUGCACCUAAUCUGACUGCUCUUGUCGGGGAGCUAGUCGGUGCUCGCCUAAUUUCUCAUGGUGGUAGUUUAUUGAACCUAUCAAAGCAACCUGGGAGCACUAUUCAGAUUCUUGGAGCUGAAAAAGCCCUAUUUAGAGCCCUCAAAACCAAGCACGCCACUCCAAAGUACGGUCUAAUUUACCAUGCAUCUGUGGUUGGCCAAGCUGCACCGAACCGGAAGGGUAGAAUCUCACGGUCACUAGCUGCCAAAGCUGCUCUUUGUAUUCGGUAUGAUGCUCUUGGUGAUGGCCAGGACAACACUAUGGGAGUGGAAAGCCGUUUAAAGGUUGAAGCACGGUCGAGAAAUCUCGAAGGCAAAGACUUGGGACGUCUGUCCGGUUCAGCUAAAGGUAAACCAAAGAUUGAAGUUUACGACAAGGAUAAAAAGAAGGGAUCUGGAGGUCUGAUAACUCCUGCUAAGACCUACAACACUGCUGCAGACUCUCUUAUCGGGCAAACUCCUACAGCGGAUUCAGCUGAGAAUGGUGUCGAAAAGAAGAAAGAGAAAAAGAAGGCUGAUGCAGAGGAAGAAACUGAAAUUGAGGAACCCUCGAAGAAGAAGACUAAGAAGAAGAAAACAGAAGUAGAAGCCGAAACCGAAGAGCCUGCAAAGAAGGAGAAAAAGAAGAAGAGAAAACACGAGGAAGCAGAAACCGAAAUGCCUGCCAACAAGAAAGAAAAGAAGGAGAAGAAGAAAAAGAAAAGUGAGCUCUGA